Molecule: messenger RNA, 693 nt
Organism: Alternaria arborescens
Lineage: Eukaryota; Fungi; Ascomycota; Dothideomycetes; Pleosporales; Pleosporaceae
Exons: 4
Coding region: 1-693 (230 amino acids)
Biological process (GO): signal transduction
Cellular component (GO): plasma membrane
Molecular function (GO): GTPase activity; GTP binding; GDP binding
Source: RefSeq, a predicted model, not a curated record
AUGGACGAGAACAACAGGAUAACAAUCACGGUGUGUGGAGAUGGAGGCUGUGGAAAAAGUUCGAUUACACUACGGCUUGUGAGGAGUCAAUGGACAUCUGAGUACGAUCCUACGAUAGAAGACUCCUACUCCGUAACUCGAACCGUCGAUGGAGUCCCUUACUACCUCAUGCUCACCGACACCGCAGGCCAAGAAGAAUACCGGGGUCUCUGGGCAGCUUCGAACCUACAGUCCGACGCGUUUCUCCUCGUUUACGACAUAACAUCUGCCAACUCGCUCGACGCGCUAGAUUACUUCAUGGAGAUGAUAGAAAUGGAGACAGAAAAUCGAUUAGACAAUGGCAAGAUACCACCGAUCAAGUGCGUAGUAGGCAACAAGUGCGAUUUACAAGGGCAAAGAGUCGUAGAGGCAAAAACAGGCCUCGAGUGGGCGAGACGAAGAAAGUGUGGCUUCAUGGAAACGAGUGCGAGGGAGAUGGUCAACAUCGAAGAGACUUUUGCCUUACUCGUACGUCGCGUAGUAGAAGCACGCCGGCUCACUGCUGGAGACGGUCCUGCGAAUCGAACUGCCGCUCUGCCUCUUCACUCGAACCCGAACCGAGACCCAAAUGACUAUGCGGCCCAUACACAGAAUGAAAAGGAUAGCGAGAAUGAGCCGAAACAGAGCUUUUGGAGGAAGCUCAAGUGCUGGUAG